Messenger RNA from Cottoperca gobio, 1695 nucleotides. RefSeq names its product proteasome 20S subunit alpha 2a (gene psma2a). Bases 77 to 781 code for a protein of 234 amino acids. Lineage: Eukaryota; Metazoa; Chordata; Actinopteri; Perciformes; Bovichtidae. Gene Ontology annotation, biological process: ubiquitin-dependent protein catabolic process. The record is from RefSeq and is a predicted model, not a curated record. Gene Ontology annotation, cellular component: proteasome core complex; proteasome core complex, alpha-subunit complex. The transcript has 8 exons.
UCAUAGGUGGCAGUAUACACCCUUCAGUGGAUUCGCAUGUCUCUAGUCAACACAGUAGAAGAAGAACAAGAACAAGAUGGCGGAACGUGGCUACAGUUUCUCCCUCACCACAUUUAGCCCUUCGGGUAAACUGGUCCAGAUUGAAUAUGCCCUGGCAGCUGUAGCAGCCGGAGCUCCUUCAGUUGGCAUCAAAGCUUCCAAUGGAGUUGUCCUGGCAACAGAGAAGAAACAAAAGUCCAUUCUGUAUGAUGAGCAGAGUGUACAUAAGGUGGAGCCCAUCACUAAACACAUAGGCAUGGUCUACAGCGGCAUGGGGCCUGACUACAGGGUGUUGGUGCGACGAGCCCGGAAGUUGGCACAACAGUACUUCCUGGUUUACCAGGAGCCAAUCCCCACAGGCCAGCUUGUCCAGAGAGUGGCCUCUGUAAUGCAAGAGUACACACAGUCUGGUGGGGUGCGUCCGUUUGGCGUGUCAUUGCUGAUAGCUGGAUGGGAUGAGGACCACCCAUACCUGUUCCAGUCGGACCCCUCUGGUGCAUAUUUUGCAUGGAAAGCCACAGCCAUGGGCAAGAACUACGUAAAUGGAAAAACAUUCCUUGAAAAAAGGUAUAACAAUGAUCUGGAGUUGGAGGAUGCCAUCCACACAGCCAUCUUGACAUUGAAGGAGAGUUUUGAGGGUCAGAUGACAGAGGAGAACAUUGAGGUGGGGAUCUGCAACGAGGCCGGCUUCAAAAGACUCACCCCAGCGGAGGUGAAAGACUACCUGGCAGCCAUUGCGUGAACAAACCCUCCCUGGUGAAGGGGCUCUCUGGACACAUUUCAAGACAUAAAAGCACAGUAGCCAACAGUCUCAUGACACGUUAUUAUAAACCACAGUUAUUUGGAUAGUUUGACAACAUUGUGUUAUGGCCAAACUGUUUCUGUCCUGAAAACGUGAGAGGACGAACGCCAUAAUUUCCCUAUACAAGAUUAUCAAUGUGAGCUGUAAUCAGAAAGCCUUUUUGGGAUUAUGCCCAGAUCGAUUUAGUUUCAGUGACAGCCUUUGUUUGUGUGCAGCUCAUGUGGCUGCCACUCACGACUGCGUUGACUACACAUCAGUGGCUGUGCGAUGGCAAACUCAUGUUAUCACAUAACUAAUUGGACUCCUUGUCAAACACAUACCCUGGUACUGUGAAAUGUGGCAGUUGGCUGCUGUGCAUAUGAGAAGGAAUGUGGGCUCUGAUGAGUGAAAUCUCAAAUCUUUCCAUUGAAUUCUUACAUUUUCUCAAAUUUGUUAUUUCUCAUUACUGUUGCAAUGCAUCGGUUUGCAAAUCAAGCACUGUUGCUUUAUUCAUUUACUCAGAAAUCAAAAGCUUGUCAUCAUUGUGACAAAUGUCCUGUAGUUGAACAAAAAGGAAAAUGAGGCCAACUGUUAUUAAAACUUUGGUCUCUGGGGGUGAUUUACUCACCCUAAACAUUGACCGUGCUCCUUGUAUUCACCAAACUGCACUUCAUUAGUAUCCCUCAAACACCAGGGAUAAGGAUCAGCAAAAGGGGGGGAUCCAAUGGAAAGUUUUUAGAUUUUACAGUUAGGAUCUGGUUGCCUGUACAGCAGUUUUACACAAUGUACUUUUUUUUCAGGCUAGAAACAAUUCUAGAGUUUGUAUUUUCUCUUCUGGUAUCUGUCACUUAUUCAAAUAAAAGAAGAUGAGUUGA